This is a messenger RNA of Erpetoichthys calabaricus (reedfish), 1740 nucleotides long. RefSeq names its product cytochrome P450 2B11-like. Gene Ontology annotation, cellular component: intracellular membrane-bounded organelle; cytoplasm. The record is from RefSeq and is a predicted model, not a curated record. NCBI's taxonomy places the organism in Eukaryota, Metazoa, Chordata, Cladistia, Polypteriformes, Polypteridae. The coding region runs from base 102 to 1592 and encodes 496 amino acids. Gene Ontology annotation, molecular function: oxidoreductase activity, acting on paired donors, with incorporation or reduction of molecular oxygen, reduced flavin or flavoprotein as one donor, and incorporation of one atom of oxygen; heme binding; iron ion binding. The transcript is spliced from 9 exons. Gene Ontology annotation, biological process: xenobiotic metabolic process.
GUGUGCCAACAAAGUGCUUCUUCAGAUUAUUGUAAACUUCCUGGCCCUUCCCAGAAUAAACUUUAGAGGAAGUGCUAUUAAACCACGUACGUAGAAUCAUUAUGGAUUUAGGGCUCUGCAUUAGUGUUUCUUUAAUGUUUUUCAGUACACUUUUAUUUUUAAUUGUUAGAAAGAAUACAUCUGGACCAAAGCAAUCUCUUCCUCCAGGACCUCGACCGUUGCCUCUUCUGGGAAAUUUAUUGCACCUAAAAGGAGAAACAUUGGUGAAUGCUUUUCUAAAGCUUGCUGACAAAUAUGGACAGGUAUUCACAUUGCAUUUAGGACCUAGGCGGGUGGUGGUAAUUUGUGGAUACAACCAUGUGAAGAAAGCCCUCGUGGAUCAAGCUGAGGACUUUGCUGCAAAACCUGACUUUGCAAUUACAGAUAGGACCAGUAAGGGAUAUGGAAUUGCGUUCACUAAUGGAAACAGAUGGAAGCAGCUUCGACGCUUUUCCCUCAUGACGCUGAGGAAUUUUGGAAUGGGAAAAUGCAGUAUUGAAGAGCGCAUCCAGGAGGAAAUUAGUUUCCUGGUCGAAGAAAUUAAGAAAACAAAAGAGAUGCCCUUCAAUCCUGGAUUUUUCUUAAAGCGGUCUGUGUCAAACAUCAUUUGCUCAAUUAUGUUUGGGAAACGCUACGAAUACAAUGAUGAAGAGUUUCACAAAUUACUUGAUCUACUCAAUGAAAACCUACGCCUUGUGGACAGUUUUUGGGUUCAGAUGUACAGUCUUUUUCCUAGCGUUGUGAAGUACCUCUGGGGAUCCCACAAUCUACUGUUUGAAAACUAUAAAAAACAGAAACAGUUUGUGGCAAAAAUUGUAGAAGAUCACGAAAAGUCUUUUGACCCAUCAUCCCCUAGGGACUACAUUGACGCCUUUUUAAUCAAAAUACUAGAGGAUAAAGGAAACCUAAAUUCAGAAUUUCAUCAUGAAAACCUGGUAGUAACAGCACUUGACAUAUUUUUUGCUGGAACUGAGACAACAAGUGUGACAUUACAAUAUGGACUCCUACUUCUUUUAAAAUUCCCUCAUGUUGAAAAAAAAAUUAAUGAAGAGAUUUUGCAAGUGAUUGGCCCAAAUCGCAGCCCUUGUAUGGAGCACAGAAGCCAGAUGCCCUACACAGAAGCUGUGAUACAUGAGAUUCAGCGAUUCAUUGACAUUGUACCGAUUGGCAUCCCAAGAGCGACAACACGAGACACAAAAUUCAAUGAAUACAAUAUUCCUAAGGACACCUUUAUUUUUCCUGUCUUGAAUUCUGUUCACUUCGAUCCAACACAAUAUAAGGACCCAGAGAACUUCAAUCCCAAUCAUUUUCUGGAUGAAAACGAACAUUUUAAAAGGAAUGAUGCUUUCAUGCCAUUCUCUGCAGGAAAACGAAUCUGCAUUGGAGAAGGCCUAGCUCGAAUGGAGUUGUUUUUAUUCCUUACCACCAUUCUACAAAACUUCUCAAUUAAAGCUCCCACUGAUGUCAAAGAAAUUGAUAUCUCACCGGAGUACAGUGGGUUUGGCAAAAUGCCCCCUUAUUAUGAGUUCUGCCUUCUACCUCGCUCUACCUAAGCAUUGAACUGCAGGAUUUCUGAAGAACAUUACACCACCAAUGUGCAUAAUUCAUUUCACGAUGCUUUCAAAUUCCCAAGUCAGUGUACUGUAAUCUGUCAGUGGACAAGAAUUAUCACCUUACUGUAAAAGUAAAAAUAAUAUGAAA